Molecule: messenger RNA, 600 nt
Organism: Lotus japonicus
Lineage: Eukaryota; Viridiplantae; Streptophyta; Magnoliopsida; Fabales; Fabaceae
Exons: 2
Coding region: 1-600 (199 amino acids)
Source: RefSeq, a predicted model, not a curated record
AUGGCCAUCAUCGACGAAGUAGAAAUAGAGGGAGCUGGAAUAGAAACAGACACACAUGAUCGAAGUUUUGAUAAUGGAGAUUUUGACAAUGGAGAUUCAGAUUCAGAGGAAGGUUUUGAUGAUGAUGAUCAUGAGGGUGGGACUGAUUCAGAACAUGAUGGGGAUGACUCCGGUGAGUCAGAGGACAAUGAAUAUGGUUCACAAUCAGAGCAUGAUGAUAAUGAUGGUCAUGGUUCGAAUGAUGAGGAAUCCCAUACUUCAGUUGUGGAUCCUGCUAAUACAAUUGGUAUAGAUGGACCGGAGGACAUGGGUAAUGUUGAUUUCAGGAAUCUGAGUAGGGAAGAUUUAAUGAAGUAUCACUUUGUAGAUCGUGAAGUUGCUUUCACAUUUUACAAUUGGUAUGCAAGGUUGAGAGGAUUUUCAGCUCGUAAAAGCAGGCUAUUGUGUAAUAAAAAAGGUGUUCCGAUUCAGCAGACACUUGUUUGUUAUAGGCAAGGGCUGAAGGAGAAGAGAACUGUGGAUGUUAAUAGACUGAGACGCCGAUCAAGGAAGAACGUGAGGUGUGGGUGUCAGGCCUUAUGUCGUGUUCACAUUGAUUAA